GUGAGGAUUUAACAUUUUAUUGCUCCAUUUUUAUUGUGAUAUCCUUUGCUACAACCAUAGAGACGGUCAGUGAACGCCCCAAAGAAGGGUCAUUGAAGUCAGGGAAUUCCGAGUUCACUUUCUCUGAUGUGGCAACUAUCACCAAUUACUUUAGUCGUACCAUCGGUAGAGGAGGAUUCGGACAAGUUUAUCUAGGCACUUUGACAGAUGGCACUCAGGUUGCCGUCAAGAUGCGUUCUCAAUCAUCAAUACAAAGCCCCAAGGCAUUACAAGCCGAGGCGAAACUCUUGACGAGAGUUCAUCAUAAAAACUUGGUUCGUCUAAUUGGGUACUGCAAGGAUGGUACACACAUGGCUCUCAUUUAUGAAUACAUGUCCAAUGGAAACUUGCAAAACAAGUUAUUAGGGAGAGAAGCUGCAGAUGUUUUGAAUUGGAAACAGAGACUUCAAAUUGCAGUAGAUGCAGCACAUGGAUUGGAGUAUCUACACAAUGGCUGUAAGCCACCAAUAGUCCACAGAGACAUGAAAUCUUCCAACAUUCUAUUAACUGAAACACUGCAAGCCAAGGUAGCUGAUUUUGGGAUGUCCAGAGAUCUUGCAAUUGAAAGUGGAGCUUUCAUAUCAACUGUCCCUGCAGGCACACCUGGAUAUCUGGAUCCGGAAUACCAGUCAACGGGAAUUUUGAAUAAGAAGAGCGAUGUUUACAGCUUUGGGAUUGUUUUGUUGGAGCUAAUCACCGGCCAGCCUGCGAUAAAGAACCCUGGGAACAUUCAUAUAGUUGGAUGGGUUAGUCCUAUGAUUAAAAGAGGGGAUAUGCGAAGCAUUGUUGAUCCAAGGUUACAAGGAGCUUUCAACGCCAAUUCUGCCUGGAAAGCCCUAGAGUUAGCCUUAGCAUGUGUAGCAUUAACAGGAAUGCAAAGGCCAGAUAUGAGUCAUGUACUGGAAGACUUGAAGGAAUGUUUGGAGAUGGAGGUGACUUCCAGGAGAAUUCAAAGUGUAGGUAGCCACAGCAUCGGAUCAGGCAAUUCCCUGGACGAUCUUCCCUUGAUUCUUGGCACUCAAUUGGGUCCCCGUGCUAGGUAGUUGUUGGACGCUCCAUUUUAAUGUGAUAAAUUUGCUUAAUGUUAGCAUGUGGGAAUAUGGAUUAUGGUGCACUCCUCUAUAUUUUGAAUUGUGUUCAUGAAAAAAUCUAUAUUGGGUAAUUGUACCAACUUUUUAUAUAUUGGGUAAUUGUACCAACUUUUUAGGAUUUCAUUAAGUUGAAACAUGGUAGGCUUAGAUUUGCCUAUUUGGUUUCA
Molecule: messenger RNA, 1297 nt
Organism: Vitis vinifera (wine grape)
Lineage: Eukaryota; Viridiplantae; Streptophyta; Magnoliopsida; Vitales; Vitaceae
Exons: 5
Coding region: 231-1082 (283 amino acids)
Biological process (GO): protein phosphorylation
Molecular function (GO): protein kinase activity; ATP binding
Source: RefSeq, a predicted model, not a curated record